This is a messenger RNA of Annulohypoxylon maeteangense, 2143 nucleotides long. RefSeq names its product MFS general substrate transporter. Gene Ontology annotation, biological process: transmembrane transport. Gene Ontology annotation, molecular function: transmembrane transporter activity. The transcript is spliced from 4 exons. The coding region runs from base 216 to 1910 and encodes 564 amino acids. The record is from RefSeq and is a predicted model, not a curated record. Gene Ontology annotation, cellular component: membrane. NCBI's taxonomy places the organism in Eukaryota, Fungi, Ascomycota, Sordariomycetes, Xylariales, Hypoxylaceae.
AAUAUUCUGUGAUGCAUACCCGGAGACACCCCGCUCAGAUGCUUUUCAAGCAACGAAAUCGGAAUAUAGAAUUUUCAUUGACCAAUUCGAACCAGGCAUCAGAAACUCAUACGUAUCUCUUAAAACCCCCCUCGAAACUGUCUCGUCGAAAACCUGAAUGGUCGUGAAUGUUGAGCAUAAAUUCGUGAAAUAAAUCUGAUCAACACUUGUUUAUAAUGUCUUUGCACGCCUUGAUACACCACGAACUAACACCGGGCACUAGCUCCCUCGCAGGGCCGUCCGCAAUUAGUCCAGAGAAUGUAAUUUCUAGGGUAUCAGAAGAGAAGGUCGAUCGUACAAUUUAUAAUGUCGAGCUUCAGACACCUCAGCCUCCGAUACCAUCGCCCGAAGAGAUCCAAAGAGUAUUCGAUGUUGCUCCAUUGAAUGUUACCAACAAACGCCGCCGGCUAGCCAUCACGACACUUAUCGUUGCUUGUAACCUCAUGCAAAUGAUUUGCAACAUGAUGGGUGUAGCCGGGGGAUUGAUAGUCAGCAAGCGACUCGGCGUCUCUGGUGUCCAUGCUAACUGGGUUGGCGCAUCUUACCCUCUUACGCAAGGAACCUUCGUUCUCAUCAGCGGCCGCUUCGGUGCCGUGUACGGACAUAAAAAUAUGCUGCUUGUAGGGAGUCUCAUCCUCAUCGUAUUUACAUUAGUAUGCGGAUUCAGCAACAAUUUCGUAGCCUUCAACGUCAUGCGUGCGAUGUCCGGCAUUGGAGGCGCUUUCAUUAUGCCGAACGCCGUCGCCAUGAUCGGGAUUACCAAUCCGCCCGGCUUCGCAAGGAACCUAAGCUUAGCCUUCUUCGGCGCGUCUGCCCCUAUAGGCGGCUGGUUAGGUGCCCUCGUCACUGGAGGGUUUCUCGAGAGCACGCCCUUCGCUUGGCUGUUCGUAUUCAUUGCAACUAUGAGCUUGAUAGUCACGGUAGCAUUGUGGGCGCUUCUCCCGCGCGAAGUGCCAGUAGACCCCAAAGGGAAGAUUGACUGGAUCGGCUCUUUUCUUGCCCUCGGCGGUUUGAUCGUCUUCAACGUCGUAUGGAAUCAAGCGCCUGCCGUUGGAUGGUCGAGCCCUAUGGUCAUAGCCACACUUAUCGUCUCCGUCUCUCUGUUCGUCGGAUAUUACAUCUGGGAACACUAUUUCGCAUCGGAUCCAAUCAUGCCACUAAGCAUCUUCAAAGCUCCGUCCUUUACGCCGUUGAUAUUUGUAGUGUUAUUAAACUUUAUGGCUGCGGGUAGCUUGUUCUGGUAUACCGUCCUCUGGCUACAGGAGAUUCGUCAUUGGACGCCGAUGCAAUUCGCGGUAGGUUGGACACCCUUCGGUCUCGGUGGUGCUGCAGCUACGUUUCUUGCUGCCUAUUUGAUCCCGCGGGUACCGGCACAAUGGAUCUUGGCUAUGGGCUCCUCUUGUAUGUUGGUCGCUAGCAUUCUCAUUGCCACAAUGCCGGAGCAACAAACCUAUUGGUCCCAAGUUUUCCCGAGCACUAUUAUGUCCGCCUUGUCGCCCGACUUGACCUAUACCGCUGCUCAAAUUAUUGCCAGCAACUCGGUCAGUCGGAAGCAACAAGGCGUCGCGGGGUCUCUGAUAGGAUCUUUGCUUCUGUAUGGCACCAGUCUCGGUCUCGGGUUCGCAUCGACCGUCGAGGCAGAGGUGGGCAAGGGUCGUGACAAGGUGGUAGGGUAUCGAGGAGCAUUGUAUUUCACCGUAGCCCUCUGCGCCGCUUCGCUUAUCCUAGAUAUAUGCUUUGUAAGAUUAGUCCAGGACAACCGCGAAGGUUGGGAGGAUCCAGCGGACGCAGAUCCAGCUGAUGAGGUCAUAGCGCCAGUGGCAACGGGAACGGAGCUGCGAGAAUUGCAGCCACAUCUAGAACAGCGCUGAAAUGGGCGUCGAGCCACCCCCUGAAUUGAGAGACAAGCCAAAAUUCUUUUUUGUUAUUUACAAUUUUACAUAGGAAGAUGUCAGAUUGUAUUCUAUAACCUCGAUAACUACACUAUUUUACCUACUCCAUAGUCAUUUUUAUUUCGUCUCGUCGACGAUAAUGAAUUUCUUAACACCGCUAACUCAGCGAGCUGUACCACAUGCAGAUGUCCGCGAUGGCGUCACAAAUGAGC